AUGUCGCCCAUCACCAUUGACUGGAGCAAAGUCGACCAGCCUGAACUUGUCCUGCAGCGUUUCCCAAGCCGACGCUCUCAAGUAUAUGGUACCAAAGGAAUAGUAUCUUCCUCUCAGCCAUUGGCUACAGAAGCGGGUUUAGAGAUAUUAAGAAAAGGCGGGAAUGCUGCUGAUGCAGCAGUUGCAACAUCCGCUGCUUUGAACGUCACAGAACCAAGCUGUUGCGGUAUUGGCGGUGACGCAUUUUGUCUCUUCUACGAUGCCAAAUCAAAGGAAGUGAAGGGUCUCAAUGGAUCAGGACACUCCCCUCAAAAGCUCACUUUAGAGUACGUGCGGCGACAUGGAUUGAAGGGGCGCCAAAUUCCUCUUACUGAUCUAAAUUCUGUCACUGUUCCUGGUGCUGCUGCAGCUUGGAUCGACACUGUAGAGAAGUUUGGAAGCGGAAAGCUUACCAUAGGAGAGGUCCUUGAGCCUGCUAUAAGGCUAGCAGAAGAAGGUGUUCCAGUGUCAGAGAUCCACAGCGCCUCGUGGCAACGAUCGGAGAAGCUGAUUCGAAAUGCGUCUCCGAACGGUGAUGAAAUGCUGCUGAACGGAAAGGCUCCACUCCCCGGACAAAUCAUGACGUUCCCUAACCUAGCCAAGACCUUCCGUACUGUUGCUGAGCAAGGAAAAGAUGGGUUUUAUAAAGGGCGCAUUGCACAGGAAAUCGUAAAUGUCAUAAAGAGUAAAGGAGGUGUGAUGGAACUCGCAGAUCUCGCUCAACAUGAGACGACGUUUGUGACUCCGAUCAAGUACACGUACGCUGGAGAAGUGACAGUUUACGAGUGUCCUCCUAAUGGUCAAGGUAUCACUGCUCUUCUGGCCCUUGGAAUACUAGAGCACAUUCAAGAACAAGGCGGGUCCAAGCCUUUAUUGGAAAUGGAACACAACUCUCCAGAAUACCUACACACACUCAUUGAGGCCUUGCGAUUUGCCUUUGCCGAUACUCAACAUUACGUUACUGACCCGGACUUCAGCUACACUCCCGUAGAGGAAAUGUUGAGCAAGGAAUACCUAGCCAGUCGUGCCAAGUUAUUUGAUUCAGCCAAGACGAAUAAAGUUAUCCAUGGAAACCCAGUAAAUUCUUCAGACACGGUAUAUUUCACAGUGACCGACCAGUGGGGUAAUGCUUGCAGCUACAUUCAAAGUAACUACGCUGGUUUUGGAACAGGAGCUAUCCCAAAGGGUUGUGGGUUCACUCUACAAAACAGAGGCUCAGGCUUUAUCCUGCAAGAAGGACAUCCUAAUGUUUUGCAGGGUGGAAAGCGACCUUAUCAUACUAUCAUACCAGCAAUGGCACUCCGAGGGGACGACCUAUUUCUCUCAUAUGGUGUCAUGGGAGGCUUUAUGCAGCCCCAAGGCCACGUUCAAGUGCUUCUCAACAUGCUCCGCGGCUUUACAGCUCAAGCAGCACUUGACGCCCCCCGUUUCUGUAUAUCAUCAGGCACUCCUGACCCUGAUGAUGAAGACGAAGACUCUGCAGGAGAUAUCAAUAGCGAAGUGUUCUUCGAAGAUGACAUUCCGUUUGAGACCAUUAUGAAACUGAGAGAAAUGGGUCAUAAAGCCCGUGUCAUCAGUGGGUUUGGCAGAAGUAUGGUAGGCAGGGGUCAGAUCAUCCAAAAAAUCGUCGAUGUAUCUGGGAGGACUGUAUGGGCAGCUGGGUCUGACCCACGGGCGGAUGGUCAUGCUGGAGCGCAGAUCUAGCACUUGUU
Messenger RNA from Serpula lacrymans var. lacrymans S7.9, 1751 nucleotides. RefSeq lists its product as uncharacterized. Bases 1 to 1743 code for a protein of 580 amino acids. The transcript is spliced from 17 exons. The record is from RefSeq and is a predicted model, not a curated record. Lineage: Eukaryota; Fungi; Basidiomycota; Agaricomycetes; Boletales; Serpulaceae.